Molecule: messenger RNA, 900 nt
Organism: Cavenderia fasciculata
Lineage: Eukaryota; Evosea; Eumycetozoa; Acytosteliales; Cavenderiaceae
Exons: 2
Coding region: 1-900 (299 amino acids)
Molecular function (GO): protein binding
Source: RefSeq, a predicted model, not a curated record
AUGGAAAGAAUAGAGUCGAUUUUAAUCAUUAUAGAUAUUAUAUUAAAAUGUGUAGGUGGUGAUAGAUAUUUGUUAUCAUUCCCUUACAUGUUGGUUUGCAAGAAAUGGUAUCAAAUAUUUCAAAGUGAUGAAUUUUGGAGAAGUCUAUGUUUGGCGAGAUGGACAAGUUUAUCAUUACUAGAAGAUGAUUUUCAAAUCAGUACUUUUGAAGAUAAUGCCAACAGUGACAAUAAAUCAAGUAAAAAUCAAAAUCCGGAUGACGAUGACAAAGAACCCUUGGGAUCUUAUUCGCAUACAACUUUUAAAUAUCGUCGCAUCAAGGUCAAAUGUUGGAAAGAUCUUUUCAAAUCAAGAUUCAAUAGGACUCUUCAUCUAAGAUUUCUCAACACUAGAUUUAUACCAAAAUACCUGGAAUAUGUAAAAAACAUUGAAGAAAGUUUAGUGCAUCCAAUAGGAAUGGUAAAGAAAAUGGAAUCAUUGGAUGAAACAUCUUUGGAUGACUUUCGAAAGGACAACGAUAUAGAAUCAUUAUUUCUUUUAGAGUCUGUUGUCUAUUACUCUAUUUACGUGAGAAUUGUAGAUACCAAACAUUACUAUGCUAGCUAUUUGACGAUUUCUGGAAGUUUAAUGUCCUAUACCGGAAAGAAAAUUGAAUUUCUAUUAGACUUUUCAUCAGACGAAGGUUCAGAUAUUUCUAUUGGAUCAAUUAGAAAAUCUGAUUUUAGAGCCGCUCUUCCCGAUCAUUUUUGGGAAUCAGUUCAACAACAUAUUCAAUCUAAAUCAAUGUCUAUUGAUGAUCUCAAAUAUCUAUUUGAAAAAAUACUUUUACCUCGAGACGACAUGGAUAUUGGCAUUAAAAUAUUUCAUGCUCCAAACAAAUACAUAAAAUUUCAAGUUUAA